GUUACAUACACGAGCGUUCAAACUUUGCGGAAAACUGCGUCGCACGUCUCAACAGCGUAAACGUAAAAGCGUUUCCAAUGCGGUGGUUCGGUUUUGGCUUUAAUGCAUUUGGACAGAUUUAUGUCCACGAUAAAUUACUUAAAGGAGAGUGUAGCGACGCUGUAAAGGAAGUCAAAGUGAGUACACCAACAGAGCUUACUAGUCAGGAGGACAGAAGGGACUGCAGCUUGAAGACUGAUUGUCAAAUCAGAGCAAGCUGGAGUCGAAGAGCAUCUUUGUAUUUGGAUGUUGACAGCUGCGUGUGCCUAGCAGGCUUCGUCUCCAAUGAGUCCUGUGGUAUUCCUAUGAAAGAGAGUCGUGGCUGUAAAGAUGCCAUUAUCAAUGAAUCCUACUUGACCCUCGCUUUCUCAGACAGACUUGAGUGCUGGGAUUUGCAGAAGAAAGAGGAGACUCCAUCAUGGAGCAUGGAAAUAAAAACACACUCUGAGAGCUCUGGAACCCCUGUGCAUCUCCCAUUGGUCCCCGGGGGUUACAUAGCCACAAAACCACCCCUUUACCGCUCCUUAUCACCACACCUGAGAGCCAAGAGUCUGACACUGAGUGCAGAGCAUGCCAUCCUUCUCAGUGCCUCUGGAACUGUGUACACCUGGGGACUGGGCAGCCAUGGUCAAUUGGGGCACGGAGGCCUCACCCCUGAGGAGGAGCCCAGGGCAGUGGAGGCACUCUGGGGGAUGCCCAUGAGCUGUGUAGCGACAGGAGGCUGGCACUCUGUUUGUAUUAGUGACGGGGGAGACCUUUAUGUGUGGGGCUGGAAUGAAAGUGGCCAGCUUGGACUUCCAUCACGAGGUGUGAGGAAAGCACUGCCGCAGCAAAGUAGCCAACAAGCAGGAGCACCAUGCCAAGAGGCCAGCACAUCUACUGCUGAAGAGCCACAGGAGGGAGAGGAACAUGAAGAGGUAUUCAUAUCGAUCCAGGCAUUCCCUGCUCUGCUGGAUAUCACUCCAUCAUGUGAAGUCAGGACAGUCAGCUGUGGCUGCCGCCACACAGCUGCUGUAACAACCACCGGUGACCUCUUCACUUGGGGCUGGGGUGACUAUGGCCAACUUGGACACCAGACUUUAAUCAGUUCAGAUGAGCCCCAGCUGUGUGGAGUUCUUCAGAGAGCAGCAGAUGCGUGUGGUUGAUGUAGUGUGCGGGGCGUGGAACACUUUUGCUGCCGUCGUCAAGGAGGAAGUAGCUUGCUCUUAAAAAUACAAUGAAAUCCCCUCGAUAAAUGUGGACACUGGACUUUGGACAACAUAACAGGAAGUGUAAAUUAUCACAAAAAAUACAAGACUUUGAAUUAAAUGUAUUUUGUAUAAAAUAAACUUUUUAAAUGAGUA
Messenger RNA from Cottoperca gobio, 1382 nucleotides. It is a transcript of the gene rccd1, whose product is annotated as RCC1 domain containing 1. The coding region runs from base 78 to 1184 and encodes 368 amino acids. The record is from RefSeq and is a predicted model, not a curated record. The transcript is spliced from 8 exons. NCBI's taxonomy places the organism in Eukaryota, Metazoa, Chordata, Actinopteri, Perciformes, Bovichtidae.